AUGUUCCUACGCAGCAGUAGCUCACGGCUCUUCGGGUCGCUUCGCCGUCAAUCCCCGUCGCGUUUCCCUCAAGGACAGGACGACAUUGACGCUGUACUUGCUAAGCCGACAUGGUCCGUCCGCUCUCUGCUUCCCGACGAGGCCGCAAAGCCGCCCACGCCCUCAGUUACCCCCGAACAGCUUCGCCAUCUGCUUCGUUUGUCUGCACUGCCUCAACCCGCCAACGAGGAAGAGGAGAGGAAAAUGCUCGACAUGUUGGAGUCGCAAAUCCACUUUGUGAAGGAAAUCCAACGCGUGGACGCUAGCGAUGUUGAACCUCUGCAGAGCAUUCGUGAUGAGACCCCGGAAGCUGUGAAGGAGAACACAAUUGGAUUGGAACAACUCAGGGAAGCCUUGUCCAAGGAGCGGGUCGUCGGACGCAACAAGAAGAUUCAGCAGAAACAUGCUAGCAAGUUCGGCUCGGGCCAUGCCACUCCGCCGCCUGCUUCGUCCCCUAGCGACCGCGGAGCUGAUCUUACAACCAUUUUGGACCGCCCUCAACGCGCCGACUUGUCAGUGCUGGUGGCUGAGGCCAUCGAGCAGAUGCGCAGGGGUAUUGUUGCUGACUUUCAUACCGCCCCACCAGUCGCCCAAGAUAAUGCACAUGACUUUUCUGCGCAUGAAGAAGACGAGGAAGACACGGAUCCUUUGUUUGAUCCCCUCGAACAUCAGGUCGACGAAGGCUCGAACGAUCAUGCUCCUUCCGAGCUUAUGCCUUCAGCCAAGGACCUUCACUUAGAGACCAAAGCCCUGGCGAGCUUCGAUGACUGGAGGGACGCCGUUCUGCUCCGGAUUGGCGCAGUUGUGAACCGGGACGACGAGAAUCAGCAGGAACCCAGUGGUGGCAAUUCAUCGCAGAAGCUACCAGAACCUCGACUCGAGGAGGAUGAAAAGUCUUUGAUGAAACUGCGUGAGGUGUACCCUCCAGUGGAAACACCCCUCGCGCAGCUACCCAGAGCGAAGAAGCUGCUUAUUCUGCACUCUUUGCUACUCUUGCUUCUCAGUCUGGAACACUACAAUGCUCGCUCUCGGGUGCUGAUGCUGUAUGUAUCGUCUUCCUUGAGCAUUGAUGUCAAGAUCCUCAAUGGAGACGAGGUCAAGGUCGCGCGGGGCUUGCUCGACACAGCUCUUCAGCUUUCUCAGGCCGAGCCCAAAGAGCAGGGCAAGCACCGUGACUCGUCCAGGAAAUGGAAGGUUGGAAUAGCAUCUGUUGCUGGAGCCGCUUUGAUCGGCAUCACUGGCGGGCUUGCAGCACCUCUUGUUGCGGCUGGCCUUGGCACUGUCUUGGGCGGGCUCGGUCUCGGCGCCACAGCCGCCGCCGGUUACUUGGGUGCCCUAGCCGGCAGUGGAGUCAUUGUCGGGGGUCUCUUUGGUGCCUACGGGGGCCGUAUGACAGGUCGCAUGGUCGACAAAUACGCGCGAGAAGUGGACGACUUCGCCUUCUUGCCUAUCCGCGGCACCCAUCAAAGGUCGGAAGACGAGAGGGAGGCGGCCGAAAACGAUCACAUGUUACGAGUCACUAUCGGCAUUUCAGGUUGGGUCACGGAAGAAGACAACUACGUUGUCCCGUGGCGAGUGAUUGGCAGUGAGUCAGAGGUGUUUGGUCUACGUUGGGAAAGGGAGCCCCUGAUGAAACUUGGUAACGCUAUGAACUACCUCGUCACAAGUGCCGCUUGGGCCGCUGGCGGUCAGGUCUUAAAACGCACCAUCUUUGCCCAAAUCAUGAGCGCCGUCAUGCUACCCCUAGGUAUUCUCAAGGUUGCGCGGGUAGCCGACAACCCUUUUAGCGUGGCCAAGGCACGUGCAGACAAAGCCGGAGAGGCACUUGCGGAUGCCUUAAUCGAUAAAGUACAGGGUGAAAGAUCUGUCACGUUGAUCGGCUACUCGAUGGGUUCCAGGGUCAUCUUCUCUUGUCUACAGACGCUGGCAAAGCGGCAGGCAUUUGGCCUAGUGGAAUCGGCGGUUCUUAUGGGCUCACCCACCCCCUCCAACGCACCACACUGGCGCCGUCUACGCAGUGUCGUGAGCGGACGAUUGGUCAAUGUGUACUCUGAGAAUGACGCCGUUCUCGCACUACUCUAUCGGACCAGCAGUCUUCAACUCGGUGUUGCCGGCCUGCAGCCCGUUCAAGGCGUUUCUGGGGUCGAGAACGUGGACGCAAGCGAUUUCAUCAGCGGACACUUACGUUAUCAAUUCCUGGUCGGGCACAUUCUAAGCGUGGUGGGACUUGAGAGUAUCGACGCCGACGAAGUGGCUCGUGAGGAGGCUGCACUAGCCGCUAAGGAUCGGAAGCAGGAGGAGGAACGCAUGCAUAAUGAACGUGCGGCUGGUCUAGACGGCACUGACUCAGCGCGGCGGUUGUUGGAGCAAGGAAGCGCAGAGGGCGAGGAGAAGAUGCUUAAUGAGGUCGACCAGAAGACCAGAGAGGGGUUGGCUCAAGAUCGCGAUGUGCACCCUGUUCGGGCGAAAAGUCCAAUUGGCCCGUGAUAUGUUCGAUACUCUCAGGACUUUCGAGGUAAACUAUUCGAAACUCUUGGUAUAAUCAGCUGUCAUAGAAUCACAAGUCCACACCCCUUUCGAAAUACACUCCGUGUAUCAAAGCAAGGAAUAGCCGUGUUCCAGAGCAUAUUAGUGUUGUCAUGGGAGCCUGGCACCAGAUACACCCGUCGGUCCGGAUAAAACGCACUUUCUUCAGUCUAAGAUAUCAUGAGUACGUUGCUCAAUCGAUCAUGCAAGGGCGAUUCCGUGCAGUAGUAUAAGAUCUGGCCGCAGUGUUUCGAAGCGAUUUGGAUUGCGAUCGGCUCGGAAUGAUCUCC
Aspergillus homomorphus CBS 101889 is the source of this 2855-nucleotide messenger RNA. RefSeq names its product DUF726 domain protein. Lineage: Eukaryota; Fungi; Ascomycota; Eurotiomycetes; Eurotiales; Aspergillaceae. The transcript is spliced from 3 exons. The record is from RefSeq and is a predicted model, not a curated record. The coding region runs from base 1 to 2526 and encodes 841 amino acids.